Messenger RNA from Cuscuta europaea, 459 nucleotides. NCBI's taxonomy places the organism in Eukaryota, Viridiplantae, Streptophyta, Magnoliopsida, Solanales, Convolvulaceae. The record is from the annotation of a GenBank genome assembly.
GCCGGUUUAAAAACGAAAUAGCCAUCAGCGCACAAAUGGAAGAAGAAGAAGAAGGGUCUUAAGGCGAUUUGCGAUUCCCUUGUUCCGGCCUUAGACGAAUCGAUCAACAACAGAGCCUUAGCUAAGGGAACACAAAUCUUGAUGCACUUAAUGAUGGACCGUCGCUUGAAAUCUAGAUCACGUGAAUUCAAUGGCAUCCGAGAAGUGGAACACUCGUUUUGUGAUAUUCAAAAAACAAAAUUGGUAUAUAUUAUGCAAAAAGAAUAUGCAACUGUGAACCCCUCAUUAGUUGAUGCGGUUGGCACUGAUGGGCUUUCAACAUGCGUAGGACUUAUCAUUCGAAAUCCUAAAAAUAGAAAGAUAUCUGUUGCGCAUAUAGAUAUUCCCAAUAUUGUUGAAGCUGGCCUAGGGCAAAUGUUGUCUUCCAUUUCUAAUCAGGACUCCAAUGCUAGUUAUGAU